Stylonychia lemnae is the source of this 1062-nucleotide messenger RNA. NCBI's taxonomy places the organism in Eukaryota, Ciliophora, Spirotrichea, Sporadotrichida, Oxytrichidae. The record is from the annotation of a GenBank genome assembly.
AUGAGCAUGUAGAGAAAUCUAUCCGACAUGAACUAUGAAAAAAACAAAAAGAAAGACUUCUCGCUGGCAAAUAUGAACCUGAAUUAGUCUUAGACUAAAGAUAUAAUAAAGAUUAUUGUGAGAUUAUAGUCAUUUAUUAGGGGAUCAUUGGCAAGGAAAAAGGUGAGAUAGAGAUAUGGUUUUAGUUUCAGACCAAAGAUGCCCGGCGAUAACUAAGGGUAUUACUCUCAAUACCCUGACUAUGAUAAUCCUCUAGUAUAGUCUAUCAAGGAGAGAUUAGGUCCCUACAAUUUUAACCCAUUGCCAAAAAAUAAUGACAAUGUAAAGAGGGAAUAUAGAAAAAUGUAGGUGCUUGAGAAUGGAGCAAAGUAUGAAGGUGAAUGGGAUGUAAAAGAAGAUGUGAGAGAUGGAAAGGGUAUUCAGAUAUGGUCAGAUGGAUCUACAUAUGAGGGCUAUUGGAAGAAUAACAAAGCAAAUGGUAAAGGCAGGCUUAUUCAUGCUGAUGGGGAUGUUUACGAGGGAGAAUGGAAAGAUGAUAAAGCUCAUGGUGUAGGCAAAUAUUAUCAUACUGAUGGGGCUAGAUACGAGGGUUAGUGGAAAGAAGACAAAUAACAUGGAAAAGGCACUGAAACUUGGCCUGAUGGAGCUAGCUAUACUGGAGAUUACAUUGAUGGUAAAAAGGAUGGCAUAGGUAAAUUCCACUGGGCUGAUGGAUCAACUUAUGAGGGUUAAUUUUUAGAUAAUAACAUUCAUGGUAAGGGCCUUUACGUUUGGUCUGAUAAGAGAUAGUACGAAGGUGACUGGGUUAACAAUAAGAUGCAUGGCACUGGGCUAUUUAGUUGGUCUGAUGGCAGGCAGUACAAUGGUGAGUACCUUGAUGACAAGAAGGAGGGUUAUGGAGCAUUUCACUGGCCUGAUGGCAGGAGAUACGAAGGCAACUGGCACAAUGGAAAGUAGCACGGCUAGGGGAUGUAUUACAAUAUCAAAGGUGAGGGUAAAAAAGGAGAAUGGAAGGAAGGGAAAAGAGUUCGAUGGAUUUAAAACAACGAGAUUAAAAGCUGA